AUGCCUGUCACACUGUCCGUUCCCACCCUGACGCUCAGCGCCGCCCAGGCCGCCGCGCGCGCCUGCGAAGCCAAGGCCAAAGAAAUCGGCGUGCCCAUGAACAUUGCCGUCGUCGACUCCGGCCUCCACCUCCUCCAGUUCUCUCGCAUGGACGGCGCAAAGCUCACCUCAAUUGACAUCGCUAUCAACAAGGCCUUCACCGCAUCCGGCCAUCGCCUGCCCACCUCGGCCUACAAGGACGCCGUGUGGCCCGGUGGCGUUGCCUUCGGUAUCAACAACUCAAACGGCGGAAAGUUCACCACUAUCGGCGGAGGUGUACCGGUCAAGACUCCCAAUGGAGAAAUCCUGGGCGCAAUUGGCUGCAGCACUGGCACACCCGCCCAGGACGAGGAGGUUGCGAAGGCGGGAAUAGACGCCCUGGAGAAGUUGCUGAAGGAAGAGGGCAAGUUCAAGGCGAAGCUGUAA
Messenger RNA from Lasiodiplodia theobromae, 465 nucleotides. RefSeq names its product Ethanolamine utilization protein Eutt. The record is from RefSeq and is a predicted model, not a curated record. Bases 1 to 465 code for a protein of 154 amino acids. NCBI's taxonomy places the organism in Eukaryota, Fungi, Ascomycota, Dothideomycetes, Botryosphaeriales, Botryosphaeriaceae. The transcript has a single exon.